Alternaria atra is the source of this 1155-nucleotide messenger RNA. RefSeq lists its product as uncharacterized. The record is from RefSeq and is a predicted model, not a curated record. The coding region runs from base 1 to 1155 and encodes 384 amino acids. Lineage: Eukaryota; Fungi; Ascomycota; Dothideomycetes; Pleosporales; Pleosporaceae. Gene Ontology annotation, cellular component: cytosol. The transcript is spliced from 2 exons. Gene Ontology annotation, biological process: regulation of intracellular signal transduction; cellular response to L-arginine.
AUGAUCACAUUUAAGGAUACCCAACUCGCUUUGAUACACAUCCCACUGCACCUGUAUCGCAACUUCCUCCAGUCAAUUCUUCAACUAGUACUGCCCAAUGCAACGCGCAAGGCUUUCGGGAACGGUUCUGGUGCCGUGCAGCCGCCUAGAGGUUGGCCUUGCGAACAUCCCUUUGUGAACAUCUCCAUCACACCAGUUGAGUGCUCCAUAGUAUGCUCGAGGACACUUGCGAGUGAAUUGUUUGUGCCUGUUCUCAAUCUGUUGGAUGCAGAGUCAAGAGAGUCUGUUAGUAUCACCACAGAUGACUUCAUCGUAAUGCAAGUCGAUGGUGAAGGACUUGAUGCAGGUCAACGCGUCUUGGAGCUUACCAGUCCUCUCGCUCUGGCUGGAAUUCCCAUCUUCUUUAUCACCACUUACUUCUCCGACUACAUUCUGGUUCCACUGCGACACCGUUCACAGGUUGUGCAGGCGCUUGAGGAACGUGGCUUCCAAUUCGAAAAAGACACUUCCUCAUAUGUUAAUUCCUUCCAACAUGGCCGUAAACACUCAGCCGCAUCACUGGAAGUUCAGCCGCCCAGCACCCCACCGCCAACCACCAUUUCAGAGCUCCAAACCAGGACCUUCGCAACACUCAAACGUCGACAUAUUGUUCCUACUGUGGACUCUAGUAUCCGACUCGUUCAGUGUGCCGGGCGACGGGAUAGUGCAAAUGGCAUCAACCAAGCUCGAAAUCGCAAUAGCAUGACCACUGCCGCCGACGACGCACUCCAUCUCGGUCUCGUAAAAUGCCUCAUCACCCAACCAUAUCCGAAAUUUUUAUCCCUCACGCUAACUGACACCGAAUCUGCGGCAUUGCUAUUUGAUCAUACCUUACUGCCGCAUUUCGCGCAAGAUACUCUCCUCGGCUCGAGAGAUGAGUUUUUGACACCCAUCACAUUGGAUCUACGGGACUUGCCAAUGGAAAGCACGGGUAUUGUGUGUGGUGUGGCCGGCAGAUUGGUCGGCGAAACGACAGGACAGCUGGAGGAUCCGGUUGAGAUGAGUUAUCUGAGUACCGCGCGUGCCGGAACGGUCAUGGUAGCGGAGGAGGAGCUGGAUCGUGCACUUGACGCUCUGCGUGGUGCUGAAAAUGGAGUCUCGACAUCAAACGAGUAG